GUAGUUUUGACAAAUGAGAUAAUAUAUCAUAGAAAAUUGAUUAUAAAUCAUCAUUAUCAUACAAUUUUUACUGGGUAUUUAAGUUAGCAGAAUUUACCUGAAAUGAGAUUUGUUUUGAUAUUUCGGCAUACCAUUAUAUAUGUGUUUUUGUCAGUAUUCGUAGAAGAUGCCUUUUGUGGCUGUGGAUGUGAUGGAAAUAGAAAAAAUUCGCUCACCAACACUAUUUCCCAACGUUCAUUAUUUUAUCAAAAUAUUAUUUCACAGGACACAUGCUCAAAUGUAAACUUCCAAUAUUCCAACAUGACUCUCAUUCCUACUGGGAUAUAUGAGAUUGGAACCGAUAAAAGGUAUUUACUUGUUGAUAAAGAACCUCUUGUCACAAAUGUAUCUUUAAAAUCAUUUUAUAUUGAUAAAUAUGAGGUGACAAAUAGACAAUUUAAUGAAUUUGUAAAAGCUACUAAAUAUGUUACGGAAGCAGAAAAAUUUGGAGACAGCUUUGUGUUUAAAUCGUUUCUACGACCAGAAACACAGAAGCAAUACAAGGAUUUCAGAGUUGUUGGAUCGCCUUGGUGGUAUAAAAUACCAUUAGCUAAUUGGUUUCAACCCGAAGGAACUGGUUCAAAUAUAAAUUCACCUGAUCGCUGGGACCAUCCAGUAGUACAUAUUUCUUGGAAUGACGCAGUAUCAUAUUGCAAAUGGAGAAAUGGAAGCCUGCCUACUGAGCAUGAAUGGGAAAUAGCGUGCAAAGGAAAAAAACGUAAUAAAUUGUAUCCUUGGGGUAAUAAACUUGUACCACAAGGAAAACACAGGAUGAAUGUUUGGCAAGGACAAUUUCCACAUCAUAAUACCAAGGAAGAUGGUUGGGUGGGAACAAGCCCUGUGGGAACUUAUCCUGCAAAUGAUUUCAACAUAUUUGAUAUUACUGGCAAUGUAUGGGAAUGGACUAGUGAUUUAUGGGAUCCACAUAAUCCAAAGGUAAGAAGACAUGUAUGGCAUACAAAAUGUUGUAAUGUGUGUAUAUUAUCUGAUAUAUUUCAGUCUAAUGAACGAGUGAAGAAAGGUGGCUCUUACUUAUGCCAUGAGAGCUAUUGCAACCGAUAUCGUUGUUCUGCAAGAUCACAGAAUACAGCGGACAGUACAGCUGGAAAUUUAGGUUUUCGAUGUUGUUUACAUCCAUGAAUACAAUUUAAUUUUGUAUGAAUCAACAGAAAAAUGUAUAUAUUUUAUGGCUUAAAGGAA
Molecule: messenger RNA, 1239 nt
Organism: Ctenocephalides felis (cat flea)
Lineage: Eukaryota; Metazoa; Arthropoda; Insecta; Siphonaptera; Pulicidae
Product: formylglycine-generating enzyme
Exons: 4
Coding region: 103-1179 (358 amino acids)
Cellular component (GO): endoplasmic reticulum
Source: RefSeq, a predicted model, not a curated record